This is a messenger RNA of Aureobasidium musti, 921 nucleotides long. NCBI's taxonomy places the organism in Eukaryota, Fungi, Ascomycota, Dothideomycetes, Dothideales, Saccotheciaceae. The record is from the annotation of a GenBank genome assembly.
AUGUCGACUUCUAGUUGUCAAUUGACGCCUUUGCGACCCGCAGGUUACAAUGAAAGGCGAUACAUCACUCGUCAAUCACUGGGAUACUAUCGUACACUUGCGAUUGGUGAUGUAUAUACUCUCAAGCAAGAUCGCGAAGUGUCCCAGCAAACAUUUGUGCCAGCCUUGAAGCAUUGCGUGGCGAUUCAUCCACUAUUGAGUGCCGUGAUUGAGUGCCAGGAUACCGAGUCACCUGCUUUUGCUAGACCGAAAGUAUUGGACUUGCAAAACCAUGUUGAGAUCUUGAGUGUCAACGACUUCGAAGAAGGAGCCACAAAUUCACCAGAGAAGGAUCUUAUCCACCGUGCCACGAUUCGUACGCUCGACAGCGAGUUCCUGUCUGCAGAGAGCAUACCGCCGUGGAAAGUUGUAAUCUUCAAUCUGCCCAAUCGUCACGAACCUCAAGAAGACUCGUCCACUCAGAGGCUCUUCAUCCUGUUUGCAUACUACCAUUCCCAUGGUGAUGGCAAAUCUGCUCUGGCAUUCCACAAAACGUUCUUACAAGGUCUCAAUGGCCCAAAGAGCAAUCUCACCGAGAGUUCCACAUGCGAAACACCAUCGACUCCUCUGCCGCCUACGAUCGAGCAAGCUGGCAAGCUAUCUAUCUCUUGGUCUUACCUCUUGAGUCCUCUCUUCGGCGCAUACCUUCCAGAAUCUGUCGCUAGAUUAUUCGGCCUGCGUGCUUCGACUACACCAAAGUCUGCGGAUGCCUGGAAAGGCAUAAAGGCUUCUUUCGACCACAGUACAUUUAGCACAGGACUUGACUUCUUUAACGUCCCUCACACGACUAUGGGGAAGACUUUGGAGCUUUGCAGAGCCCACGAUGUCAAGUUCACGAGUUUGUUGCAUCAAUUGGUUGUUCGUGCUUUGAGCGAAGCCUAA